Messenger RNA from Podospora anserina S mat+, 1452 nucleotides. RefSeq lists its product as uncharacterized. Gene Ontology annotation, biological process: protein phosphorylation; regulation of glucose metabolic process. The record is from RefSeq and is a predicted model, not a curated record. The coding region runs from base 1 to 1452 and encodes 483 amino acids. Gene Ontology annotation, cellular component: mitochondrion. The transcript has 3 exons. Gene Ontology annotation, molecular function: pyruvate dehydrogenase (acetyl-transferring) kinase activity. Lineage: Eukaryota; Fungi; Ascomycota; Sordariomycetes; Sordariales; Podosporaceae.
AUGUCGUGGAAAAAGAGCGAGAAGUUGAUGGACACCAUCAGGCAUUAUGCAAGCUUCCCUGCCACCGGGGUAAGCUUGCGCCAGAUGGUCCAGUUUGGCGAGAAGCCAUCCAGUGGUACCCUAUUCCGCGCCUCACAGUUCCUCGCCGAAGAGCUCCCCAUACGGCUCGCCCACCGCGUCCAGGAGCUCGAGACGUUGCCCGAUGGCCUUAAUGAGAUGCCAUCGGUGAAGAAGGUGGCAGAUUGGUAUGCGCAGUUCGUUCGAGGUAUGGUUUUUACAGAAGGCUGUUGUCGCUUUGAAAUCACAACACUACCAAGACCGAACCUCGCCAGAGAUGUACGAGAGAGAUUAAUGAAGCCCGCGCAAAUAACCGGAGGGAAAGGAAACCAAUGGCUGAGCGAGGCGACACCGAACCCAAGCAUCGAGGAGGGCCAGUACAACUCGUGGACGCCAGUGUCGCAGCAAAACGCCGUCAACAAUGGCUGGUCAAAGGGGAAGUUCCCCGCAACAAGAAGAUACUUCGCUAUGGUCGACGACACGGGAGACUGGCCGCCCGAGCUGCAGCUUUACAACAAGAGGUUCGCCCAGACACUGCACCGCAUCAAGAGGAGACACGAUAGCGUCGUGACCACCAUGGCGCAGGGCAUCCUCGAGUGGAAGCGCAAGCGGCAACGGAUGCAGAUCGACAACAAUAUCCAGUCAUUCCUCGAUCGCUUCUACAUGUCACGCAUCGGCAUCCGCAUGCUGAUCGGGCAGCACAUCGCCCUGACCGAUCAGAGCCACUACCGGGACCCGUCCUAUGUCGGUAUUAUCUGCACCAAGACGUACGUCAAGGACUUGGCUCAGGAAGCCAUCGAGAACGCGCGUUUUGUCUGCGAGGACCACUACGGCCUGUUCGAGGCGCCCAAGAUCCAGCUCGUGUGCAAUCCUAACUUGAACUUUAUGUACGUGCCUGGGCACCUGUCGCACAUGCUCUUUGAAACGCUCAAGAACUCGCUGCGUGCGGUUGUCGAGACGCACGGCCAGGACAAGCAGGAGUUUCCCGUCACGAAGGUGAUUGUGGCCGAGGGCAAGGAGGAUAUCACGAUCAAGGUUUCGGACGAGGGCGGCGGUAUACCGCGCAGCUCGAUCCCGCUUGUUUGGACGUACAUGUACACCACUGUCGACAGGACACCAAACCUGGACCCUGAUUUCGACAAGAGCGACUUUAAGGCUCCCAUGGCGGGUUUUGGGUAUGGGUUGCCGAUAAGUCGUCUGUACGCGAGGUAUUUCGGUGGGGACCUUAAGCUGAUCAGCAUGGAAGGGUAUGUUCAUUUUCUUCCCCCUUUUCAACUGUCACAGCAUACUAAUUUCGGCCAACAGCUACGGCACAGACGUCUACCUCCACCUCAACCGCCUGUCCAGCUCGUCGGAGCCACUCCAAUAGCAACCAGUCGUCAUGAGGGGUGCUAG